AUUUAAUCUAUCAUGCUGAGGGUGUGACAGCUUUGCACUCUCUCACUUGCUCAUUCACUCUGUUCCUGUCUCAUUCUGUUCUUGCAUUGCAUGUAGGAAGCCAAGUACAGAACUAAUUUGAAAAUGUGCAAGAUUUCUGGAUAUCUACAGUCCACAGUAUAGCUGCUUUUUUGUGCAUGUGCACUAAUUGUGUGGGUUCAUGCCGUGAAUGCGGUGGGGAAAGCCGUGCAUUUCACAGCUAAUCCCAGAGAAGAGACACGGAAUACUCAGCGGAUAAAAGGCUUGUCGUCCCAGCUGGGGAAAGAGUUCCAUUAUCUCCCAGCUGCAUAGACAUUCUGCACGGUUUGGUUUUGCCUGGAUGAGGCUCGUCAAGAGCAUGUAACAGUUCUGCAGACAUUGGACUGUUAAGAUCUGCUAUAAGUUGUGGCAGGAAGAACUACUUAGUAUCUCUGAUGAUUGGAUGGGAAGAAUUUUUGACCCUGGAAAGUGGAGAUGACGUUGCUAUGGAAAUUCGUAUCUCUGCUACCAUUCAUGAACUGUUUUGCAGUAGAAGAAACACUGCAUGGACCUAUUUUUAUUCAAGAGCCAUUUGAUGUCACUUAUUCGGUAAGCUCUGAAGAAUCAGAAGUACUGCUGAACUGUACAGCUAGAGGACACCCCUUGCCACACUAUAGGUGGAAGCAAAAUGGCACAGAUAUUGAUCUUACCAUGAAUUAUCACUACAGGCUGGUUGGAGGCAGCUUGGCAAUCAAUAACCCACAUAAAAAACAGGAUAUUGGAACAUACCAGUGUUUGGUCACCAAUUCAUUUGGAACAAUUGUGAGCAGGACAGCAAAACUUCAGUUUGCAUAUCUUGAAAGCUUUGAAACUAAAGCAAGAAGCACCGUAUCAGUCAGAAAAGGACAAGGAGUCGUUCUUCUCUGUGGUCCUCCACCACAUUAUGGAGAUUUAUCCUAUGCUUGGAUUUUCAAUGAUAAUCCCUUAUAUGUUCAGGAGGACAGUCGUCGAUUUGUGUCUCAAGAGACAGGAAAUCUAUACAUCGCCAAAGUGGAACCUUCUGAUGUGGGCAAUUACACAUGUGUUGUAACUAACACAGAAGCAAAGCAAAGUGUGCAGGGCCCACCCACACCACUUGUACUCCGUAGUGACGGUGUGAUGGGGGAGUAUGAACCAAAGAUUGAAGUGCGUUUUCCAGAAAUAACAUACGCAGCAAAAGGUUCAUCUGUUAAACUGGAAUGCUUUGCCCUUGGAAAUCCUGUUCCCAGUAUCAACUGGAAGAGAUCUGAUGGCAGUCCAUUGGCUAGAAAAAUCAACACAUCCAAAGGAAUCCUGGAAAUCCCUGACUUUCAGCAGGAAGAGGAAGGUUCUUAUGAAUGUAUUGUGGGAAACAUUCGGGGAAGGAAUGUUGCAAAAGGCCAACUGUUUAUAUAUGCACUCCCUGAAUGGACAAGAAGCAUUCAGAAUGCCUUCUUAUCUCUCUAUGAUACUUUGUCUUGGGAAUGUAAAGCAAGUGGAAAUCCAAGACCUUCAUAUAGUUGGUUUAAAAAUAGCCAGCCACUCACAUCAGAGGAGAGAAUUCAAAUUGAAAAUGGAACACUUACUAUAACUAUGUUGAACAUUUCAGACUCUGGCCUAUAUCAGUGUGUUGCAGAAAAUAAAUAUGGUUCUAUUUAUUCCAAUGCAGAGUUAAAAGUCAUAGUUUCAGCCCCUGAUUUUUCCAAGCAUCCUGUGAAAAAAAUAUCAGUUGCCCAAGUGGGAGGUGAGGUCACCAUUGAAUGCAAACCAGAUGCCUCUCCCAAAGCAGUCAUUAGUUGGAAAAAAGGCACUGAGACUCUGGGGCAAAACAAAAGAAUUUUCAUCUUAGAAGACGGCAGCCUGAAGGUUUAUAAUGUUACCAAAUCAGAUGCAGGUGUUUAUGCUUGCAUAGCAAUGAAUCAAUUUGGAGUUGCUAGGAACACAGGGGAACUGAUUGUGAAAGAGAGAACUGUCAUUACCAUUCCACCUUCCAAAAUGGAUGUUACUGUUGGGGAAAGUAUAGUCCUGCCUUGUGCAGUAUCCAAAGACCCAUCCAUUGAGGUUCUAUUCUCAUGGUCAUUCAAUGGAGACAUUAUAGAUUUUAAAAGACGAAUGACUCAUUUUGAAAGAGUUGGAGGGGAAUCAGUAGGGGACCUGAUGAUUAGAAAUAUUCAACUGAAUCAUUCCGGGAAAUAUACAUGCACAGUGCAAACAGCUAUGGACAUCUUAUCUGAAACGGCAGAAAUUAUUGUAAGAGGCACUCCAGGUCCUCCCAGAGACGUUAGUAUUGAACAUAUUUCUAGUACAACUGCAGUGUUAACCUGGAGACCAGGAAUGGAUAAUAAUAGUCCAGUCCAGAUAUACACCAUUCAGACAAGGACUCCUUUUUCAGUUGGUUGGCAGGCAGUUUCAACAGUUCCUGAAGUAAUUAAUGGAAGGACCCACACUGCAACAGUUGUUGAUCUUAAUCCUUGGGUCGAGUAUGAAUUUCGCGUUGUGGCUGGCAAUAGCAUUGGAAUUGGAGAGCCAAGCAUGCCAUCUGAGCUACUGAGAACUAAAGCAUCUAUUCCUUCAGUGGCACCAACAAAUGUGAGUGGAGGUGGAGGAAGCCGGUCUGAACUUGUCAUCACAUGGGAGUCAGUUCCCGAGGAACUACAAAAUGGAGAAGGUUUUGGAUACAUCAUUAUGUUCCGACCUCUUGGCUCAACAAGCUGGACGAAAGCAGUAGUUACUUCUGUGGAGGCAUCCAAAUACAUCUACAGAAAUGAAAGUAUCACACCAUUGUUCCCUUUUGAAGUGAAAGUGGGUGUCUUUAAUCAUGAAGGAGUAGGCACUCUGAGCCCAAUAUAUAUUGUAUACUCUGGAGAGGACGAACCACAGAUAGCACCAACUGGAACUUCUAUACAAAGCUUCUCAGCCUCUGAGAUGGAAGUCUCUUGGAACCCUGUUGCAUGGAACAGACAUACUGGACGAGUUCUUGGCUAUGAGGUCUUAUACUGGUCAGAUGAUUCGAAGGAUUCUACAACUGGCAAAGCCAGAGUCAAUGGCAACAUGACAGCAAAGAAUAUCACUGGCCUCAGGGCCAAUACAAUGUACUUUGCCGCAGUAAGAGCUUACAACACUGCCGGGUCUGGACCAUCCAGUGUUCCAGUCAAUGUCACUACGAAAAAAUCACCACCAAGCCAACGGCCAGCAAACAUUGCAUGGAGACUGACAAAUUCAAAGAUAUGCUUGAACUGGGAGCAUGUGAAAACAAUGGAAAAUGAGUCUGAGGUGCUAGGCUACAAAAUUUUGUAUAGGCAAAAUCGACAAAGCACCACUCAUAUACUGGAGACAAACAAUACAUCAGCUGAGCUGCUAGUACCUUUUGAAGAAGAUUAUCUCAUAGAAAUAAGAACCAUCAGCGAUGGAGGGGAAGGUAGCAGCAGUGAGGAAAUUAGGAUUCCAACCAUGUCAAGUUUAAGCUCCAGAGCAACACAUGCCUGCCAUUCUGUAGCCCAUGUUAUGAGUACUAAAAUUAUGAUUCUGGGAUAUUUUCUCAAUUUCUCUGUUUUUUGUUGAGUGGAGCCAACAUGGCUGCACCCCUUGGACUUUUCAGAACAAACCAGCCAUGGUUAUUGGAAGGUAUUUUCCUGAUAUGUCAGCUACUUCUGUCUUUCCUAAAAAUGAAAGCUAUUAAAGAUAAUGAACUGUAUUUUACAAAAAUUGUAAAUAUUAAUUUAAUAAAAAAUAACAAACAAAUCACCUGUGAGUUUAAGAUCUCCCCAAAUUAAACAGAAUGUUGCCAAAAUGUAGCCAUGUGAUUGUAAAAUGAGAACGCUAAUUUGUAUUGCAGUUGGCAACCUGUUGUGGAAAUCCAGUUUAUAUGUAUCUAUGGCAAAAAACAUACAAGAUACCAACCAAAAAAACCCAAUGGCCAACAAGAAAAAGGCUUGCAGUUGUUUGUGGUGUAUAACAUUAACUGAUACAUGUUUCUCACUUUGAUCUGUAAUGAAAUAAUAUUAUUUGCAUUUUCAGAUUUAAUAAAAAAUAUUUCUUUAUGAUU
Messenger RNA from Hemicordylus capensis (graceful crag lizard), 4060 nucleotides. It is a transcript of the gene CNTN6, whose product is annotated as contactin 6. Bases 493 to 3576 code for a protein of 1027 amino acids. Gene Ontology annotation, biological process: cell-cell adhesion; brain development. Gene Ontology annotation, molecular function: cell-cell adhesion mediator activity. The record is from RefSeq and is a predicted model, not a curated record. The transcript is spliced from 23 exons. Lineage: Eukaryota; Metazoa; Chordata; Lepidosauria; Squamata; Cordylidae.